AUGGUGCUCGCUAACGAACUCAGCGCAUGGAAGAAGCUUCAAAAACACUAUGAUGAUACGGGCCGCAAUCUUGUGAUGAAAGAGCUCUUUCAAAAGGAUGCUGAUCGAUUCAAAAAGUAUUCACGUGAAUUCAAAGGCUCCACGGAUGAUAUGAUGAUCCUACUCGACUUUUCGAAGAAUCGCAUCAACGAUGAUACGCUUGCAUUACUACUUGAUGUUGCUCGUGAAGCCAAGGUCGAGGAGAUGCGUGACAAGAUGUUUGCCGGUGAUCAUAUCAACUUUACCGAAGACCGUGCCGUGUUGCAUGUUGCUUUACGCAACUUGGGUGAUAAGCCAAUCUACGACAAUGGAGAGGAUGUCAUGCCUGAAGUGCGAGAGGUGUUGCAGCAUAUGAAGGAAUUCUCUGACGCUAUCCGAUCGGGCCAAUGGAAGGGAUACACUGGAAAAGCUAUCACGGAUGUUGUCAAUAUUGGUAUUGGUGGUUCUGAUCUUGGACCUGUUAUGGUGACUGAGGCGCUCAAACAUUACGCCAAGCCUGGUUUGCGUGCUCAUUUUGUAUCCAACAUUGAUGGUACACACAUUGCCGAGGUGCUCAAAUCGGUUGAUCCUGAAACGACCCUCUUUAUUGUGGCAAGCAAGACAUUCACCACCCAAGAAACCAUCACCAAUGCCACAUCAGCUAAAAAUUGGUUCUUGAAACAUGCUGGAGGCGAGAUUGCUCAUGUUGCCAAGCAUUUUGUGGCUCUUUCCACCAAUACAGCUGCUGUUCAAGAAUUUGGUAUUGAUCCAAAGAACAUGUUCAAGUUUUGGGAUUGGGUUGGUGGACGCUAUUCGCUAUGGUCAGCCAUUGGUCUUUCAAUUGCCAUUUACAUUGGAUUUGACAACUUUAAAGAGCUGCUGCGAGGUGCCUAUGAGAUGGAUCAGCAUUUCCUCAACACGCCACUCGAGAACAACAUUCCUGUUUUGAUGGCAUUGAUGGGUGUAUGGUACAACAACUUUUUCGGGGCGGAAACAGAAGCCAUUUUACCCUAUGAUCAAUACAUGCAUCGUUUCCCUGCAUACUUUCAACAAGGUGAUAUGGAGUCGAAUGGCAAGUAUGUGUCACGUUCGGGCAAGCGAGUCAAGACGUCGACGGGUCCUAUCAUUUGGGGUGAACCUGGCACCAAUGGACAACAUGCAUUCUAUCAGCUCAUUCAUCAAGGCACCAAGUUGAUCCCUUGCGACUUUUUGGCACCUAUUGAGACGCUGAAUCCAAUCGAACAUGGGAAGCACCAUGAUAUUUUGCUGUCCAACUUUUUUGCACAACCUGAAGCAUUGAUGGUGGGUAAAACGGAGGAACAAGUGCGCAAGGAAAUGGGAUCCAAGGCAACCGACAACAUUGUUCCCCAUCGUAUCUUUUUGGGUAAUAAGCCAACCAACUCGAUCCUCUUUCAACGAUUGACGCCCUCGUCACUUGGUGCACUGAUAGCCAUGUAUGAACACAAGAUCUUCACUCAAGGUGUGAUUUGGGAUAUCAACUCGUUUGAUCAAUGGGGCGUGGAGCUCGGCAAACAACUAGCCAAGGUGAUUCAACCUGAAUUGACAAAGAAAGGCGACAUUUCCAGCCAUGAUGCAUCCACCAAUGGUCUCAUCAAUCUUUACAAGAAGCGUAAACAAAGCUAUGAGUAA
Molecule: messenger RNA, 1668 nt
Organism: Lichtheimia ornata
Lineage: Eukaryota; Fungi; Mucoromycota; Mucoromycetes; Mucorales; Lichtheimiaceae
Exons: 2
Coding region: 1-1668 (555 amino acids)
Biological process (GO): gluconeogenesis; glycolytic process; glucose 6-phosphate metabolic process
Cellular component (GO): cytosol
Molecular function (GO): carbohydrate derivative binding; glucose-6-phosphate isomerase activity; monosaccharide binding
Source: RefSeq, a predicted model, not a curated record